AAAAGCUGAGGAUCUUCUUGGUAUCUCAUCAGUCGUAAAACAACGACGAACCGACGUCAAUAGCGCAACACCAUGAACGCUAAGCUGUUUAUUAUCUUCGCCGUCCUGGCAGUAGCUUUUGCCGAAGACAAGCCAGAAGCGCAGGAAGCGCAGGAAGCGCAGGAAGCGCAGGAAACGAAAAAGGAAAAACGAGGACUUUAUAAUCUGGGAUACGGAGGAUACGGAGGAUACGGAGGAUACGGAGGAUUAAACGGAUACAGCGGGUACAACGGAUACAGCGGAUACGGUGGAUAUGGCAGUCUAGGAUACAGUAGUUACAGCGUACCGGUCAGCCAACCUAUCUCUGUUGUGACCAAGGAAGUGGCUGUUCCAGUAGCGCAUCCAGUUCCUGUCCCGGUCGACAGACACAUUCCUGUUCCGGUUAAGGUACCAGUGGCAGUGCCAGUGGACCGUCCCGUGCCAGUGCACGUCCCGAAACCGUACCCAGUCGAAGUGACCAGGCACGUUCCGGUGCCGGUCGACAGACCAGUCCCGGUACCAGUCAGCGUUCCAGUCAAGGUUCCGGUGCCGUACGCGGUCAAAGUAGCCCAACCGUACGCCGUCCCGAUCGUGAAACAAAUCCCAGUGUCGUACGUGCAGCCGCAGGUCGUCUAUGAGAAAUACAGCCAUGGCUGGCCGAGCGCUUACUCUGGUUACUCUACCGGCUACUCCUCUUGGUAAACUCGGCGGUCGAUGUUGAAGGUAUCCGGGGAACUGGCUUCGAGUCAUCGUAAAACGUGAUGGCAUCCUGCGACUGUAGAGAAAGUUCAUCGUUUCUUGAAUAUUCGCAAGAUCGGACAAAAGGGCCCUGAAGAAUUUCGCAUCGUUCACUUUCUUCGUUUUAUUAAUACUGAUUAUGCCUGAUGAUGGACAAGGAUUGGCUUCCCUGGAUGUUGGAUGAGGUCACUUUAGGUGACUCGUGAAGAAGUGAGAAGGACAGACGCAGUCGAGCAUUUGUUAGUCUUAAGUUCUGUUCAUGAAACCUUGUUUCUUCUUUACAUGUAAUCUGGUGCUCAUUUUACAUCAUAGAAAUAAAUUUUCGUACUAAACA
This is a messenger RNA of Ceratina calcarata, 1090 nucleotides long. Its product is annotated as zinc finger protein 512B. The record is from RefSeq and is a predicted model, not a curated record. The transcript has 3 exons. The coding region runs from base 73 to 720 and encodes 215 amino acids. Lineage: Eukaryota; Metazoa; Arthropoda; Insecta; Hymenoptera; Apidae.